CAGCACGUGGGCCGCGUGACCGCGCGCUCCCCCUACCGCACAGUGACACCGCGGUUGGUCGCCCCAGGCCCCUACCACCAUGCAGACUAUCAACAGACUCCUCUAUGGGCCAACACCAGAAGAGCGGGUACGACAAUGGCAGACUAAGCUGCGCCAGGAGCAGCGCGUUCUAGAUAGGGAGAUGAGGCAGUUGGAUACCGCCACAAACAAGGCGAGGGCAACGGUCAAGCAACUCGCGGGCAAAGGAGAUGUGAAGUCUGCGCGAAUACUGGCCAAGGAGGUCGUGCGCAGCGACAAGCAGAAGGAUCGCCUAUCCGUUAGCAAAGCGAGAUUAGGGUCAAUCAAUAACCAACUCAUGCAGCAGAUGGCCAUGAUCAAGGUCACUGGCUCGCUGCAGAAGUCAACAGAGAUCAUGAAGCUCUCGAAUGCCUUGAUCAAGCUACCGCAAAUUAGUCAAACAAUGCGGGAGAUGAGUAUGGAAAUGACGAAGGCAGGGAUCAUGGAGGAGAUGCUAGACGAUACCCUAGAGAUGGAAGACGAUGAGGAGCUUGAAGAGGAGGCCGACGAGGAAGUCGACAAGGUCCUCUUCGAUUUGACAAAUGGCAAGCUUGGUCAGGCAGGUACCGUACAGACCGAAGUUCCUUCUGCGCAGGAACAAGUGGACGAAGAAGAGACGGAGAGGGCGCUGGAACAGUAUCGGCAGCAACUCAAUGGGCUUCUCAGUGGAUAGAUCCUUCGUGGACUCGGCUUUUGUAUCAUGGUCAUUUAUCGUACCUUCAUGCUUUACUUGUGGACAUUCUGUGGCGCUGUACUAUAUUCUAUGCUCGCUCAAAUGCAUGCGAGCUUUUGGACAUCUUCAGCGCAGUCACGGUAGACGCACCAAGGGGCAAUCCAGUCUAAGUGUAUGCGU
Molecule: messenger RNA, 910 nt
Organism: Rhodofomes roseus
Lineage: Eukaryota; Fungi; Basidiomycota; Agaricomycetes; Polyporales; Fomitopsidaceae
Product: vacuolar sorting protein Vps24
Exons: 5
Coding region: 80-730 (216 amino acids)
Biological process (GO): endosome transport via multivesicular body sorting pathway; late endosome to vacuole transport; protein transport
Cellular component (GO): multivesicular body; ESCRT III complex
Source: RefSeq, a predicted model, not a curated record